This is a messenger RNA of Gongylonema pulchrum, 426 nucleotides long. NCBI's taxonomy places the organism in Eukaryota, Metazoa, Nematoda, Chromadorea, Rhabditida, Gongylonematidae. The record is from the annotation of a GenBank genome assembly.
AUGAUUGAGCAAAGUGCUGGAAGACCCAGGCACCAUAGAUCAUCAGCCGAGCCGAGCCGAGUUUUUGUAAUUGCCCGAGGUUUAAUAAUUGCCUUAUUUUGCGCGGUGCAGCGAUUAGCGGAAGAGUUUGGUGGUAAGCACGUCAAAUUCCGAGUGCUCGGCUUCAAGGCUGACUUCUUUGGAGCCUAUGCAGACGCAACGAUUACAGAAUGUACAUUCCUCGAUAACGCUGUUCAUCCGGCACAUCAAACCCUUGCGGCUUUCUCAUCUUUUGUCACUAUGGUGUACUCAUCCGUGAGAGAUGGCUUUUAUGCAGAGAUGCGGCGUAUGCGACGCGCAUCCAAUAGCUUUAGUACGGGUUCCAAUUCGUCCUGCCGCCGAAAAAUCGUUUCUGCUGAUUGUGGUGCUGAUUGUUCACCAAGGUAA